AUGUCAUCCAAAGAUUCUGCUAUUGAGGACGCUCUACAAGACGCCAUCAAAACUGCAGUUGAGUCUGGAAUGGAUCCGGGCAAGAUACAAAGUAUUACUACGCUUGGGACAACUUCUGCAGCGGCGGGUGUUUUCAAAAAUGCUUCUGAGAAGGCAAUCGAGUAUGGGCUGAAACCGGAAGAGCUUGUCCGCAUUGCUUCUGAAGUGGCAUCUAAGUACCAAAACCAACCUUCGAAUCAGAUUGUUUACACCAAAGGGUCGGCAUCAAAGAUGUUCAAAAUGCGACUGGCAACAAAGAAGACCACCCAGGAGCCUGCUCAAAAGAAGGCAAGAGUAGACACUCGCAGGUCAGAUUCUAGCGAUUGCGAGUUGAGGCUUUUCGAUGACACCGAAGACGACUAGUCUCCUCUAUGGAGAAGAUGCCGUCACCGAUAUGCACAAGGCAAAUGGAUGCAGAAUUCAGAAGGGCUAGGCCAUUGAGUGAAGUCGUCGUGACUUAAGAAGCGAAAUAUCGAGUCAAAUUCGAGAUCUCAAAAUUAGGCAGGCAUAUUAUAGAUAGGAG
Messenger RNA from Pseudogymnoascus verrucosus, 562 nucleotides. RefSeq lists its product as uncharacterized. Lineage: Eukaryota; Fungi; Ascomycota; Leotiomycetes; Thelebolales; Thelebolaceae. The record is from RefSeq and is a predicted model, not a curated record. The transcript is spliced from 4 exons. Bases 1 to 402 code for a protein of 133 amino acids.